AUGAACGCCCAUCAAAUUCUGGAUAAUGGGACGGACGAUGAUGAGGAUGAUGCGGAUCAGACCGAACCAAUAGGUGCCUUCAAUGCACUUGUUUGUUCCAUUUCCAAUGCUGUAGAGGGCACCAGUGCCGGCCUAUGCAAAAAGAAAGACCCAAGCUCAACUGCCAAGAAGGGAAAGACAAAGGCAGGCAACGGGCCUCCUCCCAGAAGGGAGAAGACCCUGAUGUUUAUCGACUUGAGAGUAAAUGGCAAACCUAUUAAGGCCAUGAUAGACACAGGUGCUACGCAUAACUAUCUGGCCACCACAGAAGUAGAACGCCUUGGCCUAGUUGUUGGGAAGGGUAAGGGUCGUGUCAAAGCUAUCAACUCACCACCCCAAUUGGUGGGUGGAAUAGCCAAAAGAGUACCGGUAAAGAUGGGUCCUUAUGAAGGCAAGUUCGACUUGCGGGUAGUGAUCAUUGACGACUUCGAAUUGAUAGUGGGGUUGGAAUUCAUGAGACAAACUAACAUCAUUCCCAUACCCUACGCAGAUGUACUUCUGAUGAUGAGAGCAAACGGGGCCAAACCCUGCAUUGUCCCAUGCACAACCAUAAAGAUGGCCUCAGGAAAUAUCUCUGAAUUGCAGCUGAAGAAGGGGGUCCAUCGACAAGAACCCACGUUCCUAGCUACCCUUUGCAUUGAAGAGAUUGAGCGUUCUUCGAGCCCAAUUCCAAUGCCUGUGAAAGAGCUCAUGAAGGAGUUUGAGGAUGUCAUGCCGCAAGAUAUGCCGAAGCGACUCCCGCCUAGGCGGACGGUCGAUCAUGAAAUUGAAUUGGUACCGGGUGCGAAGCCACCUGCCCGAGCAUCCUACAGAAUGUCACAACCCGAGCUCACCGAGCUUCGGAGAUAG
Molecule: messenger RNA, 888 nt
Organism: Lycium barbarum (goji berry)
Lineage: Eukaryota; Viridiplantae; Streptophyta; Magnoliopsida; Solanales; Solanaceae
Exons: 1
Coding region: 1-888 (295 amino acids)
Biological process (GO): proteolysis
Molecular function (GO): aspartic-type endopeptidase activity
Source: RefSeq, a predicted model, not a curated record